UGGUUCUUACUAAAAAUCCCAAUUAUAAUCGUGAAAUAUUGUUUCGUAAUGCAAAUAAUGAAUGGAAAAAAUAUAAAAAAGACCCCAAUAUUCAAAGAAUAAUUGAUAAAUUUUUUAAUACACCAGUUCCUCUGCAAGGAUUUCCUAUUCUAUACAUACAACAUUCAACACAAUCAAUUAAUAAUAAUUCAUAUGUGAAUAUAACACCCCAAGUAGUAUCUCAGACAACACCCCAAUUACCACUUCAAGAAUUAAAUGAACUAAAUGAACUUUCUCGUGCAAAUGCCGUUGCUCAGAAAGAAGUAAUUAAUCAAAUAAAUAAAGUUGAAAAAAAACUAAUAGAGCUUAUUACUCUAAAUGAUACCAUCAAUGAUUUUCAGCUUCAUCAGGAUCUUUACGUUCACUAUCAACAAAAAUGCAGAUUGAGAAAAGAGAAACGAGUAAGAGAGAAAAAUGAAGUAGUCAUAUAUGAUCAUGCUGGCCGCCCGUCAGUUCUUUUUGAGCACCCUGAUCUUCUUGAACAUAUGCACAAUUCUAUUAAAUUUGGUGCAGCUGAUGCCAAAAGAAGAAAAGAAAUAAUUAAACACGCUUUGCAAUUAUUUUUGCCAAAUAACAGAAAUGCGAUCACAGCUAGAGCUCACCACCACCCUGCAUUGAUUGGAAUAGCUAAUGUUUCACGAAGUAAAAAAAAAGAACAUGUUGAUACUUAUUAUUGCUUAGCCUCAAUAAAAGCUUCAAAGACAUUCACAAGUACAUUCCCUAAUAUAUCAGUUUUAGUAUCCCAAGAUGACAAGGCAAAGGUUAAUGUUGGUAUAGCUACUGUAGGACGUACAUUUCAAACAAUCCAAUCAAUUGCUGAACCCGUAGAAUUAGAAGACCAUGAUUUUCCAAUUAGAAUAUCUCAAAAAUUAGUUCCAAGUGUCUAUUUGAUAAUUAAUCCAGCAGAUUCAAAUGACACAAUAAGAACUAGGCAACUCGCAAUUUAUGUACAACCACAGUGGUAUAUUGAAUCAAGUUCUUUGACAUAUAUGCAAGAUUUGAUUAAUCUUUCAUCAAUGAAAGAGUAUGAAGAAGUUUUCAAAAUAAAUAAUAUUGUCAAACCAGUUUGGAUAUUACUCACAGAUGGAGGUCCAGAUGAAAAUCCUCAGUUUAUCAAAAAUAUCUAUCAGUAUUGUUAUUUGUUUAAAAAAUUAGAUCUUGAUUAUCUUACCAUACGUACUAAUACACCAGGACAAUCUGUAUUUAAUCCCGUUGAGAGAGCCAUUGCAAGCUUAUCUAAAAAAUUAGGUGGAAUUUCUUUUAGUAUUGAUACAUUUGGCAACCACCUUGAUUCUCAAGGUAAAAUAAUUAACAAAGAUCUUGGGCUACGAAAUUUUCGGCAUGCUGGUGAAGCUUUAUGCAAUAUUUGGCAACGUGAUAAAAUUUUUGGUAAACCUGUCUAUUGUGAAUAUGUUGAUGAGCAGUCGAUACCUUUUUCAGAUAUUAUGUUUGAAACAAAUUUGGGUUGUAAUAACGAAAAAGCCAAUGAUGAAUAUGAGGAACCAGAAGUUGAAAAUGUUGAAGAUACUGAACAAGUUCCAUGGUCCUGGAUUGAAAAUCAUGCAAAAAUGUGCAAGUAUUCUUUGGAUAUUCAAAAAUGUGAAGUUCUUGAAUGCUGUUCUCCAAAACGAGCUCCCGAGGUUGCCACCCUUCUUGAACCUACGAAUGGUUUCCUUCCACCGGUAAUUCAAGGCAAAGACAAUCACUUUUUGAACCCAAUUCAUACUGUACAAUAUUUAGAUUCAGAAAAAUUAGCGAAAUAUGAUGAGCAUUGUCCUUCAAUUAGUGCAGAACUAUACGCACGUCUUGUAUGCAAAAAAUGUAAAAAGUACUUUCCUACACAUGCUUUUCUUUUAAACCACAAAUGUUUUGCCCACCCUAAAGGUAAAUAA
Molecule: messenger RNA, 1931 nt
Organism: Scutellospora calospora
Lineage: Eukaryota; Fungi; Glomeromycota; Glomeromycetes; Diversisporales; Gigasporaceae
Source: the annotation of a GenBank genome assembly